Messenger RNA from Linum tenue, 2726 nucleotides. The record is from the annotation of a GenBank genome assembly. NCBI's taxonomy places the organism in Eukaryota, Viridiplantae, Streptophyta, Magnoliopsida, Malpighiales, Linaceae.
UAGGCCUUUACCUUCAUCUCACCAUCGUCUAGUCUCGUUCUCGUCACCUCCAAGGAAAGGGCUGACAUUCGAAUUUCGAAACUCCUACGCGUCCAGAGACCCUUCUGCCGGAAGUCCGCCUCCGGCAGGGAGAGAGAGGGCGCCUCUUCCGAUUCCUACCCGGUCCAUUCCAUGAUUGCCCUCUCCCUCUCCUCCUCCUCCGCCGCCACGUCUACCUCCCCCAUCGCUCGUGUUGCAAUCUUCUCUUCCAAUUCUUCAACGCCUCCGCAUUGUCGUAUGUUUACCCGAUUCUCCAUUUCCCUGUCGCCGUUCCCCUCUGAUGCGAUUAUUGCGGCUACGCAAUCGGGUCGCUUCUAAGUCUGUUGACAGCGAUACUACCCACAACGGAAUGGAUCCCGUCAAGUUCCAACAGCGAGUGGGACCAGCUGCGUCUCGAUCCGCCCCCAACUUCGCCUAUUACCCGAUUUCGCGACCCUCCAAGCGAUCCAAGUCCAAUCUCAUCGUUUUCGGGUUUGUCCUCACCCUGAUCGCUUUAAUCUCGUGUUAUUACCUGUUCCGCACCGGUAAAGUUGUGGAUUGGAAUAAGAAGUACGGGAUUGUUAUCGACGGCGGCAGCACCGGGACGCGGCUCCACGUGUUCGCUUACAGGGUUCAGGGCGGGAAGACGGUGUUCGAUUUUGGGGAGGAGGCGGCGAUGAGGGUUAGCCCCGGAUUGUCGGCGUAUGCCGAGGAUCCGGAAUCCGCUGGUUCAUCUCUUAAUGAGCUGCUUGAGUUUGGGAAGGAGAGAGUGCCGAGGGGGCUAUGGGGUGAUACAAAAAUUCGGUUGAUGGCUACUGCUGGGAUGAGGUUGCUGGACUUUGAUGUGCAACACAGGAUUCUAGAAUCGUGUAGAAGGGUUCUGAGGCAGUCUAGGUUCGUGUUUAAGGAUGAAUGGGCUUCUGUUAUUAAUGGUUCUGAUGAGGGUGUUUAUGCUUGGAUUGUUGCCAACUACGCUUCCGGUACUCUUGGAGCCGACCCUCUCAAGACAACUGGUAUAAUUGAGCUUGGUGGAGCUUCUGCUCAGUGGUAGGUAUAGAGUUGACAGUAUGCUUUGCAAUUCUAAUGCUUUGGAGAGGAAAUAUGAAGUGAUGUGUGGAAUUGGUGGAUAUUUUGGUGGUACAGAUAACUUUUGUUUCAAAUGAGCCAUUGCCUCCUGAGUUCUCCCGGACUGUCAAGUUUGGGAAUGUAAUAUAUAACAUCUACAGCCACAGCUUUCUUCAGUUUGGUCAGAAUGCUGCAUUUGAUGCAUUGAGGGAAUUGCUAGUGUCACCAGACCAUCAAUCAUCUGCUGAGUUGGUUGAAAAGGGAGGAGUAAAAUUGGAUCCUUGUACUCCCAUGGGGUAUUCACAUGCUAUGGCUGCGGAAAGUUCCUCAUCAGGUUCUUUCAUUGAAGAGAAGGAUAGUCUUCUGUCAAACCUUCAGCCUGGGGGUAACUUUUCUGAGUGCAGAUCUGCUGCAUUAACACUUUUACAGAAAGGAAAAGAUAAAUGUGCCUACCAACACUGCUCUAUAGGACCAACAUUCAUACCGAAGCUUCAGGGGAAGUUUUUGGCAACGGAGAAUUUCUUCUAUACAUCUAAGUUCUUUGGGUUGAGUCCAAAAGCUUUUCUCUCUGAUCUUAUGGGAGCUGGAAAACAAUUUUGUAAGGAGGAUUGGUCAAGUUUGAGAAGGAAGCAUAGAUCAUUAUCUCUCAAAGAUGAUGAUCUUAUGCGCUAUUGCUUCUCUUCUGCGUAUAUUGUUGCCCUACUUCACGACAGCCUUGGCAUAUCUUUGGAUGAUGAACGGAUUGGGUACGGCAAUCAUGUUGGGAAUAUCCCUCUUGAUUGGGCACUCGGAGCUUUCAUCUUGCUGACCAGUUCUUCACAGGAUAUGCAACACCCUAGCUGGAUCUCCACUGUUAUCGGUGAUGAUUCACCCACAUUAUUAUGGUUAGUUGCCAUUGCCGCAUUGUUCAUGUUUGCAGUGUGGUCAGUGUCGAAAUGGAGGAAGCCUCAAUUAAAGACGAUUUAUGAUCUAGAGAAAGGACGAUAUAUAGUUACACGUGUGCGAAGAAGUUGAUAGCAUUUUUCAGAUGUGAUACCUGCAUUAUUAUUCUUAAACCUACACAGAUCAAAGGGGGAGGUGUCUAUCAUAUAGCUGUUUUGGAGAUCCAUUGCUUCCCUUGAGUUAGGUGAGAAGGUCAGAUAGACAAAGCAUUCAUAUGAUUCUUCCAUUCGGAGAGUGCUAGGUGAAGAAGAUAGUGUAACUAGUGAAACUGUGAUAGGAGGAAUAGUGGCCUUCCCAUUUUGUAUUCUGGAAAAGAUGAGAAGCAUGUGCUAACUCUGAAUACGGAAGGGCGGAGAACACUAAAGAGUUUCUUCCUUAUUCUCCCCUGUGACUGCAAAUUGCUCAGUGUGCAAAGAGCAAUGGUAGAAAUACGCAGAUUUAGAAUGAGAGAAGAGGUAUGGCAGUUGUCUUGUACACUUGAUUGUUUGUGAAAUAUGAUUUGAAGUAAAAAUGUGAUACAGUGCCUGCGUAGAUGUUAUUGCUUCUUGUAAAUGAAUUUUGGACUCAAUCUGGGCUCAAGGUAGAGAAAGAACUGUAGGGGUCGUUUGGAAGUUGGAAUUUCAUAUGAUGUAUUUAACCAAUAUAUUUACAGAAGAAUACUUCAUAUAUUUUUUUUGUCUUAAACCAAAACAGAAUACUUG